Messenger RNA from Erinaceus europaeus (western European hedgehog), 3206 nucleotides. RefSeq names its product otopetrin 2 (gene OTOP2). The record is from RefSeq and is a predicted model, not a curated record. Gene Ontology annotation, molecular function: proton channel activity. Gene Ontology annotation, cellular component: membrane. Gene Ontology annotation, biological process: proton transmembrane transport. Bases 492 to 2186 code for a protein of 564 amino acids. The transcript has 9 exons. Lineage: Eukaryota; Metazoa; Chordata; Mammalia; Eulipotyphla; Erinaceidae.
UGGGGCUCACACCCCAUGCUCCCCUGGCUCCAGCAGAGCAAGGUCACAGCUACUGGAUGUCUCAGCGUCACUUCUAAGGACCCUGCAUCAAUCUGCCAAAGCCAGUCUACAGCCUCCUGCCAGUUUUCCCAGCACUCAGGUUUACACAGACCUGCUGACCCAUGGAGGCCACCAUCCACACUGCUUCCGGUUAGACUCUGCCUCCCAACUAACGCUGAGAUCCACCGGAGUGGGAGUCCUCCCGCCUAUGUCCUACCCGGGAUCAGCGGCCUCUUCGUCAGCUCGGAGAAAAGAUGGAUCAUGUGAGUGGGACUGAGAGGUUUAUGGAGAUGAGCUCCCGCGGCUGUAAAUCACCCUGCCCUCCCCGGUAUAAAGCGCCCGUCCUGCCCGGCGUGGGAGACAGGACCCGCUCGCCACCCCCAGGCCCCCAGCUCAGCGAAGGCUCCCGGCCCAGCCAGUGACCCCUCCAACCUCCUCCAGCCACCCCUGCCAUGUCUGAGGAGGUGGCCCCGCACCCCAAAGACAGCGCCCCUGCGCCACGGGCAGGCCCCCGCGAGGUGUGGAAGAAGGGCGGCCGCCUGCUGUCGGUGCUGCUGGCAGUCAACGUGCUGCUCCUCGCCUGCACGCUCAUCAGCGGCAGCGCCUUCAACAAGGUGGCGGUGUACGACACCGACGUGUUCGCCCUGCUCACCACCAUGAUGCUGCUCGCCGUGCUCUGGAUCCUCUUCUACCUGCUGAGGAGCGUGCGCAGCCCGGAUGCCGUCCCCUACCAGGACGCGCACGCCGGGCCCAUCUGGCUCCGAGGUGGGCUGGUGCUAUUCGGAACCUGCACUCUCGUCAUGGACGUCUUCAAGACUGGCUACUACUCUAGUUUCUUUGAGUGCCAGUCUGCCAUCAAGAUCAUGCACCCUAUCACCCAGGCUGUGUUUGUCACUGUCCAGACUUACUUUCUCUGGGUCUCCGCCAAAGAUUGCAUUCACGUCCACAUGGAUCUGACCCGGUGUGGUCUCAUGUUCACACUCACCACCAACUUGGCCAUCUGGAUGGCUGCCGUGGUGGAUGAAUCCGUGCACCAGGCCCACUCUUACAGCAGCUCCCACAGCAACACCAGCCACUCUCGCCUCGCCCCGGACUCGGAACGAGCUGGGAACUCAGGCGGAGGUGACUGCUCCUGCAACACAGCCAUCUGCCAGAUCUUACAGCAGGGCUACUUCUACCUGUACCCCUUCAACAUCGAGUACAGCCUCUUUGCCUCCACCAUGCUCUACGUCAUGUGGAAGAACGUGGGCAGGCUGCUGACCGCCACCUCCAUUCACGACCAGAGCCAAGCCCCGCCCCGGGCCAGCCUAUUCCGGGAGACCUUCUUCAUUGGCCCGGUGCUGGGCCUGAUGCUCUUCGUGGUGGGGCUUGCAGUGUUCAUCAUCUACGAGGUCCAAGUGAGUGGGGAGGGGAGCCGCACUCAGCAGGCCCUGGUCACCUACUACAGCUUCAACAUCAUCUGCCUGGGACUCAUGACCUUGGUCAGCCUGAGUGGCUCCAUCAUCUACCGUUUUGACCGCCGGGCCAUGGACCACCACAAGAACCCCACGCGCACCCUGGAUGUGGCCCUGCUGAUGGGUGCUGCCCUGGGCCAGUACGCCAUCUCCUACUACUCCAUCGUGGCCGUGGUGGUGGGCACACCCAAGGACCUGCUGGCAGGGCUCGACCUCGCCCAUGCUCUGCUCAUGAUCGCCCAGCACACCUUCCAGAAUAUGUUCAUCAUUGAGAGCCUCCACAGGGGCCCGCCCGGGGUUGAGCCUCAUGAUGCUCUCCCCAAGGAGCCCUGCCAUGGCCUCACCUUUGCCAACUUGGAUGCCCUUCACACCUUGCCCUCCUGCCCACCCACCCCCAGAUUAGUAAGCCCCAGCUCAGCUGGCCCAAGAGAAGAAGUAGCCAUCACUGUGACCCCCAGGGGCCACUGGAGAAGCCGGUGCUUGAAAGACAUUUCUCUGUUUCUGCUGCUUUGCAACAUCAUUCUGUGGAUCAUGCCCGCCUUUGGGGCCCGCCCACACUUCAGCAACACAGUGGAAGUAGAUUUCUAUGGCUACUCCCUCUGGGCUGCCAUCGUCAACAUCUGUCUGCCCUUUGGCAUCUUCUACCGCAUGCAUGCUGUCUCCAGCCUGCUGGAGGUCUAUGUGCUGUCCUGAAGCUCCCGGCAGAGCUAUGCGGGUGAGGGGCUUGACUUCUGCCCCUACCCAGAGGCCUCUGGGGCCAGAACUCACUGCCGCAUUACCACCCACUCCAUCCCACCCUCUGCUGGCCCUAGAGUGGAAUUUUCACAAAAGCUAUUUUUCCAGAAUGAGUUUUUCAUCUUCAACCAGGACAUACCCACGCACCCCAGCAUAAUCCUGGGGCAUAGGGCAACUAGGGGUGGGGGGAACCUCUCUCUGUACUAUUUCCAGGAUUCAGAAAGACCUGGAAGUGUCAGCAGCCUCAGCUCCAUCUCUGAUCUCAGUACUGUGGCCUGGCCUAUGCGGCUGCCCAGAGCUGGCACCAAUAAACCUGCAGCUUGUCCUCCAUCCCUCUGCUCUUGUCUCAGCCACGCUAUCUGGGAUGCUCACAGGAGAGGAUGUGGGGAGCUAGAGCUCCGGCUACCUGAGUAGGGCCCUGGGGGAUUUUCCAGUGACAAGACUGUUCAUGGGUGAUCAAGCGAGAAUCAAAGACAAGUUAGAAAAGCAGGUACCUGCCUUGUAGAGCACUCACUUUACCGGCCACGAGGGCCAGGCUUGUGAUCCUGGCAUCACAUGGGAGCACCAUGCAUGGUAAGUGCUGUGGUCUCAGUCUCUCUCUCUCUCUACCCCCACAUCUCUCCCCCUCCCCUUUCUAUCUUAAAUUAGAAGUGGAGAAAGAGUCCAUCAGGAGAACUGGAGUAGCACAAAAACCUCAGUGUGCCAAAAAAGAAGAAAGUUCUUUUCAGCUUUUUUUUUUUUUAAGUGAGUACCUGAAAGGGACAAAGUAUCCAGGCUGCUAUCCUCCUAUCCUUUCGCUUCAAGCACCAGGUACAUUUUUAUGUGUCCCUUGAUGCAUUAAAAGUUAGGAAGGAUGAUCUAGUCCAACCACCAUUUUACAAGGAAGGCAACUGAGGCCCAGAGGAGAGACAUAAGUCCAAGGUCACACAGCUAAAGAGAACCAGAAUCUUCCUACUAGAAAUAAAUACGUUUCAAAGA